Molecule: messenger RNA, 4150 nt
Organism: Tripterygium wilfordii
Lineage: Eukaryota; Viridiplantae; Streptophyta; Magnoliopsida; Celastrales; Celastraceae
Product: DNA (cytosine-5)-methyltransferase CMT2-like
Exons: 26
Coding region: 168-3983 (1271 amino acids)
Cellular component (GO): nucleus
Molecular function (GO): methyltransferase activity; chromatin binding
Source: RefSeq, a predicted model, not a curated record
CAGCCUUUUCCAGACCCCCAAUCGACAAGUCCUGACUCCCGAGUCUUCUGACCAGUGACCAUUACGGAUUUCAGAAUAAAAUUAAUAAAGAAUACAUAUGAAGUUUCCUUAUAUCGUCAAGCACCAUGCCUGACAUGGAUCCGAAGCUCCUAAAAAUCUUCUGAUAAAUGGUUCCGUCUCGGUCUGUCAAUGGAGUCACCCGGACCAACCAAAUCCGUCUCGAAAUCUUCGAUAUGUCGUUGAUUCGUACGGCGGAUGAUGUACCGGUUCCUCUGAAAAUCUGCUUCCCGAAAUCGUCGACUGACAGGCUCAAUCCAAGCCCGAAAAGUGCUACAAUCCACAAUGCAGGACCAAAAAGUAAGCUCAACUCCAGUAAUGGAUUUUGCAUGCGGAGAUCCCCUAGAUUCUCUGCCGUUUCGGCGGCCAGGGACGAAGGUUGUGGUGUUUCUGUCGUCUUGAGGAGAUCUCCGAGAUUCUCGAAUUGCAGUUCGGAGGUGGAUUUUAGUGACGCGCGAGAUGUAACGAAGACAUGGAGCGGAAAUAAGAAGAGAAAGCUUGGAGAGAAACGGUUCGAUGAAAAAUCCUUGAGAAGGAGCCCGAGGUUUGUCUCGUCCUCUGAGGCGGUUGUAAAUGGCACUCCCAAGUCCCCUUCAGUCAAGGUAAGCCAAAAGCCCUACUUAUGUUUUGAAAAAUCCUUGAGGAGGAGCCCGAGGUUUGUCUCGUCCUCUGAUACGGCUGUAAAUGGCACUCCCAAGUCCGCUUCAGUCAAGGUAAGCCAAAAGCCCUACUUAUGUUUUGAAAAAUCCUUGAGGAGGAGCCCGAGGUUUGUCUCGUCCUCUGAUACGGCUGUAAAUGGCACUCCCAAGUUCGCUUCAGUCAAGAGUCAAAUUCCUGCGGAUGGAGGCUUGAAAACUAAUGCUGAAAAAGGACUAGAUAUGGCAUGCUUGGAGGAAAAAUGCUUGAGGAGAUCUCCGAGAUUGAGCUCAUCCACAUCUGGAACUGACAGGCGUUCUUCAGAAUCCACCCAGGAAAACAUUAAGAAAAGAAAAUUGUUGGAAGAAAAGUGUUUGAGGAGAUCUCCAAGACUGUCCUUGACCCUAUAUGGAAAAGAUGACAAGAAUGGACCUCUGGCUUUGAAACGCCAUGACACAAAAUCUUCUGGUGAGAAGCACUUUAAGGGGUCUUCUGGAGGUGGACAUGUCAAUGAAUUGCUUUCAAGAAUACCAGAUGAACUUGCUAAGAAGAAGUCUAGGACCACAUUGGAGAAAUUCAAACCAAGCAUUGUGGAUAAACCACUAUUGAGACAGUGUCUGAGAACGGAUACUCCUUCUGGGAAUGGGAAUGGUAAUGGAAAAACCCCUAAUAAAUCAAUUGAGUUACCAAAGUCAACUGGGAAACAACCUCCAAAUGGGAAUGGUGCUGGCAAAACUCCAAUUAAAUCAGUUGAGUUACCAAAGUCAACUGAGAAACAACCUCCAAAUAAGACCUCACCUUCUUUGAAGAAGAAACAUGAAAUUAUUAGUUUACUAUUCGGAGAUCCAAUCCCCAGCGACGAAGCUCAAGAAAAAUGGCGUUGGCGCUAUGAAAUGAAGAUUAAGAGAUCUAAACAUCGAAAAUUCACCUUAGAUGAUGAUGAUGAAGAUAAGAUAGUUUGGAAUGUGGAAAGCCAUUACUCUCAAGCUAAAAUUGGCGAGGAUAUUUUUAAUCUUGGUGAUUGUGCUUAUAUAGAGGGUGAUGGUGGGCAAGAACAUAUUGGAAGGAUUAUAGAGUUCUUCAAAACAACCGAUGGAGAAGAUUAUUUUCGGGUCCAAUGGUUUUAUAGAGCUGAAGAUACUGUUAUGAAGGAAGAAGCGGCCUUUCAUGACAAGAAACGAAUAUUCUAUUCUACUAUAAUGAAUGAUAAUCCGAUAGAAUGCAUUAUUUCAAAACUUACUGUUACACAAAUAUCACCUAGGGUAGGCUUAAAAUUCAGCUCUAUUCCACUCUCUGACUUCUAUUUUGAUACGGAGUAUUGUGUAGAGUAUUCGACAUUUCGAAGCUUGGUAACUGAUAAUAUUUUCAAGAGCCAUCACUCAUUGCCAACCAGUUGCAUUGAGCCCAUUUCUACGGCAAUUACCACUACUUUUUCUCCAGAUAAGAUUCAUUUUGAUAAUAAAAAAAGGAAGUUGGCGCUGUUAGAUCUUUAUUCUGGUUGUGGAGGCAUGUCGACUGGAUUGUGCCUUGGUGCUAGAGCUUCUGGCAGUGAUCUUGUGACGAGAUGGGCCCUUGAUAGUGAUAGGUCUGCAUGUGAAAGCUUGAAGUUGAAUCAUCCCAAGACACUAGAAAGCAUGUGGCCAACUAGUAGAGUUGCAGGGGUGCAACCUAUAGGUAACAUGUUCAAUUCUUGGAAACGACCUCUUCACAUAUUAUGUGGGGGGAAUGAAGCUGCUGAGGAUUUUCUUGAGCUAUUAAAAGCGUGGCAAAAGCUAUGCAAAAGGUAUGCUUCCAGUAUAGAAAGAACACAUCAAUCAAGAUCCAUGGCCUCUAGAGUAGCCAAAGACAAUGAUGGUUCACCAAGUGAUGAUAUAUCCCCUGAAGAAUAUGAAGUUUCAAGCAUUGUUGACAUAUGUUAUGGCGAUCCCGACAAGACCGGAAAGCAUGGACUAAAAUUUAAGGUGCAUUGGAAGGGUUAUGAUGCCAGUGAAGAUAGUUGGGAACCAGCUGAUGGCUUAAGUAAUUGCCAGGACCGGAUACACGAAUUUGUGAGAAAUGGUUUCAAAUCGAAGAUCUUGCCACUUCCUGGCGAUGUUGAUGUUAUUUGUGGGGGACCUCCAUGCCAAGGGAUUAGUGGCUAUAAUCGCUUUAGAAAUGUUGCUUCCCCCCUAGCUGAUGAAAGAAAUCGUCAAAUUAUUGUUUUUAUGGACAUAGUGCAGUUCUUGAGACCUAAGUUUGUAUUAAUGGAAAAUGUAGCUGACAUACUAAGGUUUGACAAUGCUUCUCUCGGAAGAUAUGCUUUAAGUCGUUUGGUGCAUUUGAAAUAUCAAGCAAGACUUGGUACUAUUGCUGCUGGCUGUUAUGGUCUUCCACAAUUUCGGUUGCGCGUUUUCUUGUGGGGUGCUCAUCCAAGUGAGAAAUUACCCAAAUUCCCACUUCCCACACAUGACGUUAUUGUCAGAUAUUGGCCUCCCCCUGAGUUUGAGCGCAAUACUGUUGCUUAUGAUGAAGGUGAACCUCGCAAACUUGAACGGGCGAUUGUUCUUCAAGAUGCCAUUUCUGAUCUCCCGAAUGUCACAAACCAUGAAACACUUGAGGAAAUGUCCUAUGACAAGCCUCCAGAAACAGAUUUUCAACUACAUAUAAGGUCAACCAAAGAUGAGAUCACUGGUUCUGCAUUGACUGAUACUACAAGGGUCAAGAUUUCACUUUACGAUCAUCUUCCUUUGCCGAUUUCAGAAGAUGAUUAUGUUAGAGUUUGCCAAAUUCCAAAAAGAAAGGGAGCAAAUUUCCGGGACCUCCCUGGUGUCAUUGUAGGAGAAGACAAUGUGGCCCGGCGGGAUACAUCUAAGGAGCAAAUGCUUUUGCCUUCUGGAAAACCACUGGUACCAGAUUAUGCCUUGAACUUUGAACAAGGGAAGUCGAAAAGGCCAUUCGCGAGAUUGUGGUGGGAUGAAACAGUGCCAACCGUAGUGACUUUUCCUAAUUGUCAUGCUCAGGCAUUGUUACAUCCAGAACAGGAUAGAAUACUUACAGUACGAGAAUGUGCAAGGCUGCAAGGUUUUCCUGAUUAUUAUCGGUUCUGUGGGACAAUCAAAAUGAGAUAUCGUCAGGUCGGAAAUGCAGUUGCCAUCCCUGUUGCACGAGCCUUAGGAUAUGCAUUGGGUAUGGCAUUUCAAAAACAAGGUGGGGACGAGCCGCUGAUGACUCUUCCCCAAGGUUUCUCUCAUUCUACUUGUGUUCAAUUAGCAAAAUCAUUGUCUGAAAAAGAACCAACUAGUAUUCUUUAGUUAUGUCCCCAGUCAUUCAUCUUAACAUUAUUUUUAACUGUCAUAAGGUUGUUCUGGCCGUACUGGCUUCAUGGGCCCCACAAACAGGUUCUGUAACUUAUAACUUAUUGACCUUCCUUGACCAUUAGAUUUUGUGCACAAUAAUAAAACAAUAAAUUCAUUGCAAA